Molecule: messenger RNA, 2319 nt
Organism: Exophiala oligosperma
Lineage: Eukaryota; Fungi; Ascomycota; Eurotiomycetes; Chaetothyriales; Herpotrichiellaceae
Exons: 4
Coding region: 1-2319 (772 amino acids)
Biological process (GO): positive regulation of transcription from RNA polymerase II promoter by galactose; DNA-templated transcription
Cellular component (GO): nucleus
Molecular function (GO): RNA polymerase II cis-regulatory region sequence-specific DNA binding; zinc ion binding; DNA-binding transcription factor activity, RNA polymerase II-specific
Source: RefSeq, a predicted model, not a curated record
AUGGCUCCAGAGAAGAGAACCUUGCCGCAAGUGACUACCACCGAGCCUAGUAAGAAGCGCGCUCCUUACACGCCUCGUGCUUGCGAUACUUGCCGCAAGAGAAAAGGUCGCUGCAAUGGACGAAGACCAUGCGAGUAUUGUCUCGGUCGUUCCUUUGAAUGUCACUACACCCUCAAUCUCGACGAACAUCGAAAUGAACAGCCUCAGAUCUCUGGCAGUAAUCCGCAGCAGGCGGGUAGUGAUCCGCGUGAAAAUGGUUCAGAGCGACUGGACUCUCUAGGAGAACUUGUAGCAAGCAUGCAGGGACAGUUGAAUGCGCUCGUUGCCCACAUGAAAAUGUCGGGCGAGAUGUUCUCUUCCGAUACUACACGGAGACCUCGAGAUGUGGGAGUCCAGAGAGGCUUGCCUUCAUCUGAGCCGCCAGCCAUGAUUGGAUUCUCUAACAACAGCACACUAUCCCCAACAACGGACUCUGGGAGCAAUAGUCGGCCUUCACGACGCGCCAUGAACGUCUUCUGUGGACCGACAAGCCCAGAGUACAGUCUGAACGCGGCGCAAAGGAAAAUGCAGUAUGAAGCGAUGAGCGGCGUCAAGCCCGGUCAGACAAUCGCUCCUAGCAUCGACGAUGAGCAAUUUGACGACGAGCAAGACCAGCAGUGUAGUCAAGCGAGUGAAAGUCCCAUGUACAUCCAACGGCCUUCGGAACAAACCUACCAAGCAGCAUUGCUGCGUUUCAGGAACAUGAUACCCAUAUCUGAAGCUGUGAGACUUUUACGCGUCUACCACAAUGUCAUUGGAGAGUUGCAUCCGAUUUGUGACAUAGAACACCUUAUCAAGCAAACCGAGACAUACUACAAGCGAUCCAAUUCCGAGACAAGCAUUCUGGCGAGCCCCAACAUUCCCAUCGACGAAGAUGACCUACUUAUGGUGAACCUGGCGAUCACGAUUGCCCUCAGCGCCGAAUCCGGAACGUCUUUAGACGCGGGCAAGACGAUUUACGACAACUGCUCCGAAAUCAUCAAAUCGAAACUGGCGAGUCCGGCGGCAGACACAAAGCAUGUUGCCAUUGUCCUUCUUGUGGGCGUUCAUCACUUCUUCAAGGCUGCGAUCCGUCUCGCCUGGCGCAUGUGUGGACUUGCAGGCCGCAUGGCGAUGGAGUUAGGACUGCAUAACCAAGAAAUGUCACAGCAUUGUCUCGAGAAUGAUGAGCAACGGACCGCGGUCGUGAACCUAUCCUGCAGCAUCCUGGUGCUGGAUCGUCAAUGGAGUGCUGCAGCUGGACUUCCCAACAACUUUCAAGAAUCAGAUUUUGACGCUGCCAUAGUCUCUGCGGUCCAAGUUCCAUACGUAAAGUCGAUGAUGGCCUUUACGUUGAUGAGCAACAAAUUCAACGAGCCAAUUUCCAGAGCGGCGAAAGGAGAAGUCUACACGGACGACGAUUCCUUCGAAGUCACCAACUUUUUGAUCGAACAAUGGAGAAAGAGGUCCUUCGAGAAUCACAGCUUUGCCGAUCCAUCAAUGUGGGAGACCAUGCCUUCGACUAGACCACCUUCCUGGACCAUCAUAUUAUACCUCCGAGCCAAUUCAGUUCGAGGCAUUCUUCUACGACCCUUCUUCCUGUCCGACUCCGCCACCGAUGCGAGCAAGAGACACAUAACGCCCGCGCUGGACAUCAUCACGGACUCGAUCAAUAUCCUUUCUGUCCUGGACCGGACCACGAAUAUCUACCGAACCCAACACCCUUUCCUCCAGCAUUUCUUGGCCGGCGCGUGUGCCUUGCUUUUCCUACUUCUCGUCCACACGGCACAGAACCGUGCGGCAAUUUCCCCCAACCUCCCCGACGACUUUUUGACCAAGGUCAACAAAAACUUCUGGAAGGCCCUGGACCUCUCUCAGUCAUAUGUCGGGUUGUCCAUCUCUUCGCGCAAACUUUACAAACGCCUGGCCACGAUCAAAGAACCACUUCUCCGGGUCGGCUUUCUCUCGAAUGAUGAAUGUCCUGCUCAUCUCGUUCAACCGGACAUGGGGGCCAUGCAGCCGAUAACUUCUUCUUGCCCCCUAGGAGGACAGAGGCAACUGGUGCCAGAACACUUGGAGCCAAACGGGCAGCAGCAGGGCUUGAGGCAGGCGGCUCAUAAUAGCAUGGAGGUCCAGCCCAUCACAAUGGCCGCUGCGUUUUCUGACAUCUGGAACCCCAUGUUCGGAGCGAGUCCAGGCGAUAGUGCCUUCAAUACUAAUUUCGAAUUCUCGGACUACGAUUGGCCGUCGGGUGAGCUUGCUAAUUGUCUUUUGUUGGAUGGAUCUUCUUCCGGCUUUUGA